Molecule: messenger RNA, 3898 nt
Organism: Micropterus dolomieu (smallmouth bass)
Lineage: Eukaryota; Metazoa; Chordata; Actinopteri; Centrarchiformes; Centrarchidae
Product: claudin-20
Exons: 2
Coding region: 679-1407 (242 amino acids)
Biological process (GO): cell adhesion; bicellular tight junction assembly
Cellular component (GO): bicellular tight junction; plasma membrane
Molecular function (GO): structural molecule activity
Source: RefSeq, a predicted model, not a curated record
GGAGGGGACGGUUAGUACAGUAGCAGUCGGGAGCAGUACAGUGAGGUUUAGCCGUUUACAAAGUUGUUGUUGUGAGGCAGAGACUGCUUUUCUCCAGCACACAUACACACACUUUAACCCGGCGAGGAGGGAGAGGGGGAGAGAGAGAGAGAGAGAGACAGAGCGCUACGGUUAUUUCUCUCAGGCUCCGGCAAAGCCUGUGUGGUCUGUGGAGCUGGGAUGCCCUCUGAUGCACUGUUGCUAAGGAAAUGGACGGCUUGAAUGGAUCGGUGGUCCGGGCUGAAUUCUCCUCCGCGCCCCCUCAGCAGCUCACUGGCUUUCAAUGUGUGACUGUGUGUGUUUACAGGAACCACUGCGAACAACGUGACGCGCCAGCUCCAGCUCUGCACCAGCCGGGCCAGGAAAGUCUUUUGCUUGUGUGAGGUGAAUGAGGGGAGAAAGAAGGAGGGAGCACGAGGGGACCCACUCAGUUCAAUUUCUCAUUUGCGUCUCUCUCCUCCAGUCCAGUGGAGCCGCAGAGCUGAGGAACUGGGGAUUUGACUGGCACCCGGUACACCACCAAGGGAGGGGAGAGAGGCGGCUGGGCAGUGGGGUCGACGAGCCCGGCUGGCGCUGGGUGAAUGCUGCCUGGCGAGGACAAGGGCUGAGGCGGCAGCAGCAUCAACUUGUACAAGGAGCAUGGCAUCCACGGGCAUGCAGAUAUUUGGAUUUGUCCUUGCGCUGUUGGGCAUCAUGGGUGCCAUGGUGGCCACUCUGCUGCCCAACUGGAAGGUCAGCGCAGAUGUGGGCUCCAACAUCAUCACAGCGAUUUCCCAGAUGCAGGGUCUAUGGAUGGACUGCACAUGGUACAGCACAGGCAUGUUCAGUUGCACGCUUAAGUAUUCGGUGCUUUCACUACCUGCGUACUUGCAGACUGCCCGCACCACUAUGGUGCUUUGCUGCGUACUAGCUGCCAUGGGCCUCUGCCUUGCAUCCCUGGGACUAAAAUGCACACGAUGGGGAGGAGGACGGCGCUCUAAGCGGCAUGCUGCGAUCGCCAGUGGUGGCUGCUUUGUCGCUGCAGGCUUUCUGUGUCUGGUGCCUGCUUCCUGGUUCACCAACGAGGUCAUCACCAACUUCCUGGACUCCAGUGUGCCCGAGAGCAAUAAGUUUGAGCCUGGGGGUGCCGUGUACGUGGCCUUUGUUUCGGCAGGAUUCCUCUUCAUGGGGGGGUCCAUCUUCUGUAUGUCCUGCUCGGGGAAGAGGCAUGGCCCCCAGGACAUGGUCCUGCUCCCUCCCCCUGACAAAUUGCUGCUCCAGCAGCAGCAGCAGCAACAGCUGCUCCAGCAGCAGGAGCUCCAGCACCAGUACUGCUCUCUCUCCCCGUUAGACAAUAAGACUGGCUACAGCCUGCAGGACUAUGUGUAAUAAAGCAGCGCUGUUUAUGCUACGGCUAAAGUGAGACAAGCCUGAGGGGAAACCAUCACGGCUUAUGCUACACACUAGGCUCUAAUCCAGAUGGAGGUGGAGAAAAAAUGAGAAAGGAGGGCAACAACUUUGAAUUCAUUUUCCCUUCUCCUCUAUCUUGCGCUUCUCCCUUUUUCUGUUUUGCAAGCACAAGCAGUGGAGGUAUUCCCUAAACAGCGCCUUGGAACAAACAGUGUGAAUGUGUAAGGAGCCGGGAUAAGGUGCUGCAGCAUCGAAGCAAGCCGCUUACUAAACGCAGACAUCCUUCAUCAGUAAAUCACAGAAAGAGUUCCCUGGGGAAUGGAUUAAGCAAAUAAGGAAGGCUUCCGUGUAGAUUUUUUCCCCAUCGCCAAAGGUUUGAAUUGAAAGAAAAAAAAGCAAUCAUUUAGCUGCUAUUUACAAUCGUUUGGUAACCUCCAAAUUGACAAAAUAGGCAAUAUAACACCUGAGAGUAGUAGGUGGAAACCCUUUCAUAGCAAGCCAUUGUAGUUUUACGUAUACUUAUCCACUAGAAUGCUACGUGGAAUUGAUUGAAAUAAAUGGUAAUAUUUUUGUUAGCUACUAGAAUGAUGUUGAUAUUUUUGCCUCUAAAGCAUGCUGUGUGGAGCCUGUCUGUGUAUUAAUACAGAGGAAUGCCUGGUAGAAGACUGAGACAUAGCCACACAAUGCCUGUGCCUGAAAAGAUGUAGAAACAUUACCCUGCUGUAACUGUUCAAAGAGGACUGUCAGGAGGAGUAGAUGUGGGCUGCUGGGCUGGAUUUGAGACAGAAAAUGCAGACAAACAGUUGCCUGCUUCUCGCUCUGCAGGUGGAAAGAUGAGAGAGAUGGAGAGAAAUUAACGGAAAGAGAUUCAGUCCUUUAGACGAGUGGACUAUCUGAUGUGCUGCUUUUCUAUUUCCAUCCAGACAAAACCAUACUACCUGUAAAUGACAGCUACCCGUCCCAAACCAUCUACCCAUUCCUGCACGCCUUCAGACAUGCACACCCACACACUUACUCAUGCUCUUGUGUGUCUUUGUGUGCAUAGUAAACACUCGCCGGCUUUUUGCAUGUGCUUUUCACUCCUGUCAUCCUCCUCCACACUACCAUGGUAACAGAAUUUGGAUUUCGAACAUCUUUAUUGUCUGGGGGUAUGUGCAUGUCAGUCAGUGAUUUGUAAUUGUUUAGAGGGGGGGGUCUUUUUCUCCAGCCAGAAGCUUUAAUCAGAGCCUCGGCUCACAGUGCUCUCACUAAUCCUCUUUAUUAGCCAGUGACAUGAGGCAGCAUCCCUGUUACGUGGUCAGAGGUUUUGGAAAAUGCUUUUUUUGCUAUGGUGUCUAUAGCAUGCAAGUAGUCCCAUAGGGAUGAACCGAUGUUUAAUGGUGCAGUGGCAGCGAGGCAAAAAAAUAAACAAGCAGACAAGGACAAGCUUCUUGAGUCAUGGUGGACUGGGUAUCUGCAAAAAAAGGUUUGAGUCAUUCUCCAUAUGUGACUUGUUUUCCAAGUGAGUCAGCGUAUGCUACCAGUCUGCACCUGCAGACGGUCUCCGUGUCUUAAAUUGCAGCCACUUGACUGUGUCACCAUUCCUCUUUUUUCCUCCCACACUCACCCUGUUCUGCUUGUGUCACAUGUCACAUGGAUGUGAUCACUAACCAGAGAAAGCUGAUGCAUGUUGAAAGCAUGGUCCUACUCUCAUUUCCGCAGCAAUGUUAACGCUUUCACACAGUCAUGUUCCUGAGUGUGUCUACUUUUUAACGAAGGAAAGAUAUUGGAGCAGUAUUGUUUUUCCUGCUUGAGACAGGCCUUGGCAUUGAUGUAUAGAACUGCACAUUCUCUCCUUCUCUCUCAUAAACAUGCAGCUUCCUGGGGGAGAGCAGAUGGCUAAGCCCAGCUCGCCACCUGCAGGCUGCUGUCAGCACGCCAUGGGCAUCUCUGUGGGCACCACUGCCGGCCCUGGCAGCCCUCGAGGGCCAGGUUUCUACCCCACUCUGACUUAGUCAGGUUGCCCAGCACAGCCUAUAGCCGACAUAACUGGCCUCCUGACAAUAACUCACUGCCCAGGCACCAUAAACAAUGCAAUAAACAAGGUAAAGAAUGUGCCAUGUCAUCAACUAAUACUGACACGUUAUGUGUUUCGAGAAUGUGCCAAAUUGUCUCAUGAUGACACGUUUUAAUACUGUCUGGAGUUCUUUCUGUUUAUUUUUUUAUCGCGUUGUUUGUACAUGAAUUAUACAUUAGCAAAUGUUUUAUGGAUUUGUGAUUUGUUCUGCCAGACUAAGUCUCAAGUCAACUAGAUGCUUGUGUACAGUCCAGUGCAGCUUUUGAGGGUUAUUCUAAAUCCUCUUUAUUCCUCAUUUCCCAAAGCACAGCAAGACUUCACUUGGCAUGAGUGUUUCAUUGGAAAGACACAAGUGUGGUAUUUUCUAAAUGAAAAAAAAAAAAAACAACUGUCUGUAACAACUGUACACAAGUA